Molecule: messenger RNA, 1881 nt
Organism: Papaver somniferum (opium poppy)
Lineage: Eukaryota; Viridiplantae; Streptophyta; Magnoliopsida; Ranunculales; Papaveraceae
Product: zinc finger BED domain-containing protein DAYSLEEPER-like
Exons: 4
Coding region: 1-1881 (626 amino acids)
Molecular function (GO): DNA binding
Source: RefSeq, a predicted model, not a curated record
AUGGUUGAGAUUACAGAAUUGAUGUCAACGAGACCUCCUAUUCCCUCUCAAGAUUCAUAUCAAUCUGUGCAACAAAGGGUCAGUGUUGUUAUAUCUCCGCCACCUCCACCUCCACCAUCUUCUCAACCUGAGGUCAGGGAAAGUAUGAAGGGGAACAGAACAUCUUCGGUGUGGGAGCAUUUCCAAAAGAGUGUUGAUGAAGCUGGUAUUAAAUUGGGGAAAUGUAACUACUGUGAAGGUGGUAAAUGUAGGGCUGGUGGUAAGAAGUAUGGCACAUCAAAUUUGAACUGGCAUUUGACCAAGUGUCGGAAGUAUAUGGAGUCACUAGAAGCUGCGCAGUUGGACUCUCUCGGUCAGCCUAGCAAUCUGGGAGAUCAGCAACAAACAGUUGGGGUUACGUUCUGUCAAGAUGGAUGUAGGAGAGCCUUGAUAAAGUUCAUUAUCACAGAUGAACAGUCUUUCCGAAUGGUUGAAGGAGAAGGAUUUAUAGCAUUUUGUAGAUAUCUUGAGCUGAGGUUCAAACUUCCAUCGCGGAUGACCGUCUAUCGUGAUAUCUGUGGACUGUUUUUGAGUGAAAAAGCCAAUUUGGUGAACUAUUUCAAGUCGAACAAGUUUAGAGUUUGUCUCACAACCGAUACAUGGACAUCCAUUCAGAACUACAACUACAUGGUAGUUACUGCCCACUUCAUCGAUGACCACUGGAAGUUACACAAAAGAAUAAUAUGUUUCUGUCAAAUUACUAGUCAUGGAGCUUUAGUUGUUAAGGAUGGGUUGAAGAAAUAUCAUACUUCAGUGAGCAGAAUCAGGUCGGUGGUUAAAUACGUCACGGCCUCUCCUGCUAGAAUGAAGAAAUUCUUAGAUGCCUUAUUUCUUGAAAGAAUGGAAUACAAAAAGGGAUUAGUGUUAGACGUGAAAACAAGAUGGAACUCCAUUUACUUGAUGUUGGAUGCAGCAGAAAAAUACGAAAAAGUCUUUAUAAGGCUAGAACGAUCUGAUAAAUCAUUUCGUGAGAGGUUUAUCUUCGAUAUUCCCGAUGAAUCAGUAAUGGGUGUUAAUGUUGAUGAUAUUGACAGUACUGAUUUUCUUGAUGAAAUAGAAUCCAGUUCUUCUGAUUCUGAUGUUGAUGAAGUUCCCUUAUCUGGUCGAAGAAAAGCCAAGAAGAAAAAGCCUCGCGUGCAUGCUCCUGAAAAGUAUGACUGGGCUAAUGCUCGAGUCCUAGUUCAGUUUCUACAGGUAUUUUUUGAAGCCACUGUUGAGUUUUCUGGUUCUACGUAUGUCACUUUGCAUACAUUUUUGGGGGAAAUUUGUGAUGUACGUGGAGAGUUAAAUGAAUGGCAAAAAGCUCAUCAUGAUCCUCACUUAAGCCAUAUGGGUGAGAAGAUGUUACUUAAAUACAACAAGUAUUGGGGUGAGCAUAAGAACAUGAAUCCUUUAUUGUUUAUUGUUGUGCUUCUUGACCCAAGAGAAAAAGAACGUGGACUGCAAGUAAUACUAGAAGACCUGAUUGUGCAUGAUAUUCCUUGGAUGAAACAAAGAUUGGUAAACAAUUGGUUAGAUGAAGUGAAAGAGGAUUUUAAUGAAUUAUUCACAGCUUAUAAGGCAGAAUAUAUAGGUGUAGGAAGUGUGUUAGCCUCGUCGGAGUCCGUAGUUGAUACUGGUGGUAGUCCUAGUCAAGAGAGUUGUAGUUCUAGUUCUACGUCACAUAGAAAGAGAAGACAUAAGGCCCAUAGAGAAGAACGUAAAACCCAGUUAUCUAUAACGGAGGAUGUUGACAAAUCAGAGUACUGGAAAGCGAAUACUUGGUCAUUUCCGAAGUUCUUUAAAACCCCGAACUGUGGAAGCAUUGAUUCUCCUACAAAACUGGUUAAGAACACCGAUUGA